Molecule: messenger RNA, 2603 nt
Organism: Leptonychotes weddellii (Weddell seal)
Lineage: Eukaryota; Metazoa; Chordata; Mammalia; Carnivora; Phocidae
Source: RefSeq, a predicted model, not a curated record
CGGAAUGGAGCAGCUGGGGGUGGAGCCCGCGGAGGAAGCUGGCGGUGACGAGGAAGAGGACGCGGUUCAGGCCAUGGAGCGGGUGGAGGCGGGGGAGACCGGCGGCUCGCCCGGCGCGCCCGGGCCUGAGGAGCCCGGCGGCCUCACUUGGUUGGUUCCAGAAGGAAGUUCUUCAUCCAGAGUCAUAGUACACGUGGAUCUGGAUUGCUUUUAUGCACAAGUAGAAAUGAUUUCAAAUCCGGAACUGAAGGGCAAACCUUUAGGAGUUCAGCAGAAAUAUUUGGUGGUUACCUGUAACUAUGAAGCUAGGAAACUUGGAGUUAAGAAACUUAUGAAUGUCAGAGAUGCAAAAGAAAAAUGUCCACAGCUGGUAUUAGUUAAUGGAGAAGAUUUGACUCGUUACAGAGAGAUGUCAUAUAAGGUUACAGAGUUGUUGGAAGAAUUUAGUCCAGUUGUUGAGAGACUUGGAUUUGAUGAAAAUUUUGUGGAUCUAACAGAAAUGGUUGAGAAGAGACUACAGCAGCUUCAAAGUGAUGAACUUUCAGCACUGACUGUGUCGGGUCAUGUAUAUAAUAAUCAGUAUAUAAACCUGCAUGACAUCGUGCACAUCAGACUACUUGUUGGAUCUCAGAUUGCAGCAGAAAUGCGGGAAGCCAUGUAUAAUCAACUGGGUCUCACUGGCUGUGCUGGAGUGGCUUCUAAUAAAUUACUGGCAAAAUUAGUUUCUGGUGUUUUUAAACCAAAUCAGCAAACAGUGUUAUUACCUGAAAGUUCUCAAGUUCUCAUUCAGAGCUUGAGCCAUGUAAAGGAAAUGCCUGGCUUCGAGUCCUUUAGUGAAGAAGAUUCAUUUAAAAAAUGUUCAUCAGAAGUCGAAGCUAAAAGUAAGAUUGAAGAACUACUUGCCAGUCUUUUGAACAGAGUAUGCCAAGAUGGAAGGAAGCCACAUACAAUCAGAUUAAUAAUCCGUCGGUAUUCAUCUGAGAAUCACUGUAGCCGUGAGAGUCGUCAGUGCCCUAUUCCAUCUCAUGUGAUUCAGAAGUUAGGGACAGGAAAUUGCGAUGUGAUGACCCCAAUGGUUGAUAUACUUAUGAAACUUUUUCGAAAUAUGGUGAAUGUGAAGAUGCCAUUUCAUCUUACCCUUUUAAGUGUGUGCCUCUGCAACCUUAAAACAUUAAAUACUGCUAAGAAAGGAACUAUUGAUUAUUAUUUAACACCAUCAUUAUCAACAACUUCACGGUCUGGCAAGCGCAGUUUUAAAACGAAAGACAGUCAUAUGGAGGAUUUUUCCAAAGACAAAGAAACAAAUUGGGAUUUUCUACCAUCUGGAAGAAUUGAAAGUACAAGAACUGGGGAGGCUCCACUAGAUACUAAUUUUUCUAAAGACAAAGACAGUGAUGAAUUCCCACUCUGCUCACUUCCUGAAGGUAUUGACCAAGAAGUCUUUAAGCAGCUUCCAGUAGAUAUUCAAGAAGAAAUCCUUUCUGGAAAAUCUGGAGAAAAAGUUCAAGGCAAAGGAAGUUUGAGUUGUACAUUACAUGCCUCUAGAGGAGUAUUAUCUUUCUUUUCUACAAAACAAAUGCAAGAUAGCCCCUUAAAUCCUACAGAUCAUUUAUCCAAUAGUAAACAGAUAUCAUCUGUGUCUCCCUGUGAACCAGGAACAUCAGGUUUAAAUAGCGGUAGUUCCUCUUCUCCGUCUAGCCAAAAGGAUUAUUCACAUUAUGUAGACAGUAGAUUAAAAGAUGAACGAAUGAGUCAAGGACCUAAACAAUCUCAAGGAUUUCAUUUUUCAAAUACAAACCCUGCCGUAUCUAUUUUCCAUUCAUUUCCAAAUUUGCAGAGUGAGCGACUGUUCUCCAAAAACCGCACUACAGAUAGCCAUAAGGAAUCAACAGUGACAGUCUCUCAUCAUGAAAGACUUACAGAAAAUAAAGAGCAAGAUUCUAGUGAUGAGAAAAUUACCUUUCCUUCUGACAUUGAUCCUGAAGUUUUCUACGAACUACCAGAAGAGGUACAAAAAGAGCUGUUGGCCGACUGGAAGAGAGCAGGGUCAGAUUUGCCCAUUGUACAGAAAUAAGCAUGUUCAGAAAAAAGGUCUAGAAAGCAAAGGAAAAGCCAUUGUUCUCAGAUUUAGCAGUUUAUUAAGCUCCUCUAAAUUAAACACUAAUAGAUAUUCAAUAAUGUAGAAAUCCAAUAUAAAAUGUUCUAGAUAAAAGCAAGUGUAGUUAUGGGAAGUAAAUUCUGGCACAAAGCAUAAAAAUAUUCGUAACAGAAGAAAUAAUGUAAAAUUAUCUUAUUUCUAAAGCUAUUUUAUAUUGCUUUUCAAUAAAAAGAAUACCAUGGUUAGUAUUAGUACAUUUCCCAUAAAUUGGGGAGGGGGGAAGGGGGAGAGAUAUACACCUAUGUGUAAAAAAUAGACUAGCCAAAUCAUUGCUAUGACAGCAAAGAAGAAUUUUUUUUCUGUGAAAUAUGGAAUGGCUCAAGAAAUUCAGCCCAUUAGGAAACUUCCAAAUAAGAAAUUCUACUGCCAACUACUAAAUAUUCAGAUAUCUUUGACUGAUGUACUGUGUACCAUUUAAUAAAAUGAUUUUUAAAUACCAAAGCAA